Molecule: messenger RNA, 582 nt
Organism: Funneliformis mosseae
Lineage: Eukaryota; Fungi; Glomeromycota; Glomeromycetes; Glomerales; Glomeraceae
Source: the annotation of a GenBank genome assembly
AUGUCUCUAUUAAGUUUCUUGGAACAUACUUCAAUAUGGUCGGCUUUAUUAACAUUGUGUUUAUUAAGCUACACGAGAACUUUUCACGUUGUGUUUACCAUCGCGGGCGGAGCAUUUACAAAAGCAACUGCCAGCACGUUGAAACUAAUAAUUAGGCAACCUCGUCCAUAUCACAUGACAAUUAGGUCUCCGUCCAUGACCACAAAACUAAGAAAGUCCUAUGGAAUGCCAUCUUCACAUUCUGCCAUAUCCAUUUACUUUGCGACAUUCGUAUCACUACGAUUGUUUGAUUCGGGUUUACUUCCUUUAUACAAAUUACUUUCAUCCCUAUUGGUUUAUAUAAUAGCUUUAUUGAUUUUGUGGUCUAGGGUUGAAUUGGGUCAUCAUACAACCGCUCAAGUAUUAAUGGGUAUGUUUUUAGGCAUAAUUCUGGCCAUGUAUUGGAAUGACUUGUGGGUAAAUUAUUGGACACCUUUGUUGUAUGAAUUGAAAUUGGAUGGUCAAUUAGGUCUUGAUGAAUUGGAAGUUAUGUGGAAUUUGGUAGAUGAAUUUAUUAACAAGAGAAUUGGUUUGACAUCUUAA